Molecule: messenger RNA, 1159 nt
Organism: Lachnellula hyalina
Lineage: Eukaryota; Fungi; Ascomycota; Leotiomycetes; Helotiales; Lachnaceae
Exons: 2
Source: RefSeq, a predicted model, not a curated record
AUGCGCGGCCUUCUGAAGGCUGCUCUGUUGCUUGCGCCGGCGCUCGCAUCAGCUCUCGUCGUCCCGGAAGCAGAAGUCCAAGAGUUCGAUGCGAGUGUUAGACCCAUUGCUGACCAUUCCUUCGCACUUGUCAGUGUCGAUGUGCCUACCCAUUCCAGGUCACCUGAUGAAUGGGCCAGCCAAGUUCUAGGAUUUCGAAUCGAUGUGUUGAAAUCCGAGGCGGCUUGCGGCUUCGGAAAUCUUACGAUAAAUGGCCAGGUUCUUCCGCAAGCACUCGAGGACAAUGUGAUGGCUGGGAAAGGUUCAAUUUCGACGGAGCGAAAGGGUGUAGUCGUUGCAUCAUGGCAAUUUCACUGCAUCAAAGUCAACGGACAACCAGAGGCUCAGCUUUUAAAGCUUGUUGUUGAUCUCGUUGAUGGUAAGGCCACGAGGGAUGUCGGGUUCUCCGUGGCAUUCAAGCAGACUGGGGCGACGGAGAUCAUCAACAUCGAAACGGAUCUUUCUGUUCCGGAUGAAAUUGUGGCGAACCCCAACCCAGAAGGUCUCCAGCCAGUGAGCGGGCUCACUGACUCUACUCACUACAACAUUGAGGAAGACAUUGCAGAGCUUCAGUGGAUGAGAGCGCAACUCGAAGAAUUGCACUUUCUCAUCGCCGAGAAAGAACAGACAAUCUCUCAACACAUGUCAGACAACUUCCAUCAGGAUGUCAAGAAGUGUGACAACUUGAAAUGCGUCAUGAAGGCCCUUGCUGAUAAGGCUCGUAAAGCUACUCAUCAUAUUUACGGCAAGCUUAAUGGAUAUGAAGAGAUUUAUGAUGGCGAUCACGGUCAUGGCCAUCCCCCUAAGCCUCCACAUUGGAAGUGGCCCAAGAACCCAUUCCACCAUGGACCCAAGGGUAAUCACACCGACUGUCCGCCAAAGCAUGGGAAGGGAAACCAUACACACCCAGGUCCGCCAUUCAGAAAGCCUCAUUUUGGGCAUAACCCUCUACCAAUCUGCCGCUAUCCUCCACCACCUCCUCAUCACGGCAAACCCCCAGGAGGCCACCCUGGAGAUCACCGACCAGAGCCUCCUCAUCAUGGCCCACCUGGUCAUGGCCCGGAGCAUGAUGGACCGCCUCCACCCCCUCCUCCACCUCAUCAUGGCCCACCCGAUCAUG